Prunus armeniaca (apricot) is the source of this 267-nucleotide messenger RNA. The record is from the annotation of a GenBank genome assembly. Lineage: Eukaryota; Viridiplantae; Streptophyta; Magnoliopsida; Rosales; Rosaceae.
AUGGCAGAGAAUGCCCUCUUGUCGCAAGUGAGCAGACGAUUUCUCCCUGACAUCACAGAAGACGAUUUUCGGCAUAUGGCUACUUCUAUUCUUGGGCAUCCCGCCUCAAAUAGACUAGGCUCCUUCAUUCAUGCCUUCUCUUUAUUAUUAGUAAGCCCCUUCAUGCCUUUUCUCGGUUACUCUUUCCGCUCUAAGACUAGUGGAAGAAGGGGCAAGAGUGGCUUCGCUCCUACACCUUCCUACACGAAGGGCUGCUCUUACUCUUAG